CAGGUGGUGCUGAUGGUGUGUUUCGCGCUCCUUCUGCUGGUGUUUUCCCGCUGCGGGGAGGCACGUGUCAGACUCAACUCCAUCAGGACGGUGAUACUGCGAGAGGGUCACGCGCUACCGAUGAACAGGAGCACGUGGGAGCCGAGCGUGGACCUGACAGUGAGUGUUUCUGACUGUUUCUCUUGUCUCCAUUCACUCUAUCAGUGUAUGAGCGACCUGGAGUGUAGCGAGGGGAGCUACUGCCACGCCCCCACCAAAGGUCCCGCCCACUCCCGCUGCCAGACCUGCCGCAGGAGGAAGAGGCGUUGCCAUAGAGACGGCAUGUGUUGUCCCGGCAACCGGUGUAGCAACAAUAUCUGUGUUCCUGACGUGAAUAGUUUUGUGUCUCAGAGGAUCCCGGACACAGAUGAAGAGAUGAAUCCACUGUCUAAAAAGAAAGGAUGGAGAAAGAGAGGGAAAGUGGACACCAAAGGGCCUUCUAGUAGAGGUCAGGUCGGGGAUCCUUGUCUUCGCUCCUCCGACUGUUCCGACAGUUUGUGUUGCGCUCGUCACUUCUGGACUCGCAUCUGCAAGCCGGUCCUGCGGGAGGGACAGGUUUGCACACGCCAACGCCGAAAGGGAAACCACGGCCUGGAGUUGUUCCAGCGUUGCUCCUGCGGUGACGGACUCAGCUGCCGCACGCUUCGGGACCCCAACGCUCACUUCUUCAUCGUCGUCAAAGUCAUCGUCGGCAGUGGCAAAGACGAGACUUCAUGUGUGUCAGAGAAACUGAGGAUGGGUGGGAAGAAAGAGACUGAUUGA
This is a messenger RNA of Scomber scombrus (Atlantic mackerel), 801 nucleotides long. Its product is annotated as dickkopf-related protein 2-like. The transcript has 5 exons. Gene Ontology annotation, molecular function: co-receptor binding; receptor antagonist activity. Gene Ontology annotation, cellular component: extracellular region. The record is from RefSeq and is a predicted model, not a curated record. The annotation marks the transcript as partial. NCBI's taxonomy places the organism in Eukaryota, Metazoa, Chordata, Actinopteri, Scombriformes, Scombridae. Gene Ontology annotation, biological process: negative regulation of canonical Wnt signaling pathway; multicellular organism development.